AUCCCCAUCCCUCUUCUUUUUUUUUUUUUGGUUUGUUUUUUGGUCCUAUAUGUCCUCCUUCCUUCCUAACUCUCCGUUUUUGUAUCCCUCUAUCCUUUUAUUUUUUCUUCUUAGCUUUGUACUUUGUGAGAAACCUCAAUCUCAGUUUCUUACAGAAACAGAGUGAACAAUAAUGAUUUUGUAGACAUAGACAACCCAAAAAAAAAAAAAAAAAAAAAAAAAAACGAAAAAUUUAGUGAAAACCCAGAAAGUUUUUACAUUUUUUUUUUUUUGGUUGGGAAAUAUAUAUAUAUAUUUAUAUAUUUGGUAUUUAUUGAUUUACUGCAGGUAAUAGCAUUUUGAGUUUAAUUUGUGAGAAAUGUCGGAAACUGGGAAAUCUAUACAAGAAAUGGGUUUUGAUUCUCUGACCGACCGAUUUCGAAACACGUUGAGUUGUAGCAACAACAGCAACAACAACAACAACAAGCCAGAUUUCAAAGAACUCGAUCUGGGCUCACCGGUUUCGCCAUUAAUAACUCGGCCGUCUGGUAAUGGCGGCGGUGCCGGUGGCGGUGGAGCAGGAGGUGGAGCGGCAGUGUCUUCGAGUAGCAGUUCGAGCUCGACUGGUUCGGUUACGGGCAAAACCAGCAACGCCCAAUUGGGAAGAAGAUCGGAUGGUAAAGCUAACAGCCACUCCGGUGAGCUUUCCGGUUCCUCCGAAACGAGCCCAACCGCCUCCGAGAGCCACCGAUCCACCGCUACCAAGGGUAAUUCGAAACCGGGUCAUCGGAGAUUGGGCUCCGCUGGAACCCCAUUGAUCUACUCUGGGGGAAGCUUCAGCACCAGUAGCAGCCCUAAUAAUGGCGGAGGUGGAGGUAGUAGUGGGAAUACUGCAACUUCAUUUUCGUCAAACUCAACCGCCAAUUUGUUCCCUAGCGGCAAUAUUUGUCCCUCCGGGAAGAUAUUGAAGGCUAGUAUACCUUGCAAAACGGCGAGCAAGACCGUCGUAUUGGGUUCAGGUACUGGGAACUACGGCCAUGGUAGCAUUAUGCGAGGAGGUGCGAAAUUGGGUAGUCCAGGGGAGGUCAAUGUGAGUGGGAAUAUACAGUCUGGGGGUGAGGCUUUGUUGGUCAAGCGGGCUAUGGCGAAUUCCGAUCCCGAAGAGGUCAAGAAAGCCGGCAACGAGCUCUAUAAAAGAGGGCAUUUUGUGGAGGCAUUGUCGUUGUAUGAUCGAGCUAUAUCGAUAAUGCCGGACAACGCCGCCUACCGGAGUAACCGGGCAGCCGUGUUGACGGCGCUUGGGAGGCUGGGCGAGGCAGUGAGGGAGUGUGAGGAGGCUGUGAGGUUGGAUCCUGGUUAUGGGAGGGCACACCAGAGAUUGGCUUCUCUCUACCUCCGUUUUGGGCAGGUUGAAAAUGCCCGCCGACAUCUCUAUUUUCCUGGGCAGCAGCCAGAUCAGUCCGAGUUACAGAAGUUGAGGUCACUGGAGAAGCAUCUGAAACAAUGUGCAGAUGCCCGAAAGCUUGGUGAUUGGAAGAGUGUGGUAAGGGAAUCUGAUGCAGCCUUGGCUACUGGGGUGGACUCGUCUCCUCAGAUUGUUUCUUGUAAAGCGGAAGCCCUGUUGAAGCUCCAUCAACUAGAAGAAUCAGAGUUCAGCUUGUCCAACAUGCCCAAGUUGGAAGAUUGUCCUCCUUCCUGCUUGCAGACUGUGUUUUUCGGCAUGCUUGUUGAAGCUUAUGUGCUAUGUGUUCGAGCCCAAAUUGAGAUGGCAUUGGGAAGGUUUGAGAAUGCAGUAGCAGCAAUAGAGAGGGCUAGCUUGAUUGAUUACAGUAAUGUUGAAAUUACAAGGGUGUUGAGUAAUGUGAAAAUGGUUGCAAGAGCUCGUUCUCGGGGUAAUGAUCUUUUUAGCUGUGGAAGAUAUUCAGAAGCGUGCUCAGCUUAUGGGGAGGGGCUUAAGUAUGAUGGUUCCAAUUCUGUUCUCUAUUGCAAUAGAGCAGUUUGCUGGUCUAAGCUUGGACUAUGGGAACAGUCUGUUGAGGAUUGCAACCAAGCCCUAAAGAUUCAACCAAAUUACAUUAAGGCCCUUCUUCGGAGGGCUGUCUCAAAUGCAAAGCUCGAACGGUGGGCAGAGGCUGUGAGAGAUUAUGAGGUCUUGAGGAGGGAACUUCCUGGAGACAACGAGGUUGCUGAAUCUCUACAACGCGCCCAAGUUGCAUUGAAGAAGUCUUAUGGCGAGGAUGUGCAUCAUAGUAUGAAGUUUGGUGGUGAAGUAGAGGAAAUAUCUAGCCUAGAUAAGUUCAAAGCUGCAGCAUGUUCACUUGGUGUUUCGGUUUUUCAUUUCAAAGUUGCAUCCAAUGAACAAUGUGAAGAAAUAUCCCCAUUCAUAAAUAUGCUGUGUGUUCGAUAUCCAUCUAUCAAAUUUUUCAAAGUGGAUGUGGAGGAGAGUUUAGCCAUAGCAAAGGCUGAGAGCAUAAGGAUGGUGCCGACGUUUAAGAUUUACAGGAACGGUGUAAAGGUGAAGGAGCUGAUCCGCCCAAACCAUCAGUUUUUGGAGGAGUCAGUCAGGAAUUGUAGUCUGUAGAAGAACAUGUUCAUUUGUGCCGCAUCUAAAAUAUUUGGCCCUUAAUCAUUUAUACUAGGAUUACCAGCUUUACCUGCGAUAUAAUCAGGUACAUAAUUGUUUCAUAGAGUUAUGAACGCACAGAAAAGAAAACCCUUAGAGAGAAAUAGCUUCUUAGUCUCACAUUUGCGGAAUUGUAUUCUUUCCAUUUUAUUUUCUCUGUGGAUGAUUCUUUCACCCAUUGGAUUCCAUUUAUUGUCC
Molecule: messenger RNA, 2800 nt
Organism: Ziziphus jujuba (common jujube)
Lineage: Eukaryota; Viridiplantae; Streptophyta; Magnoliopsida; Rosales; Rhamnaceae
Product: inactive TPR repeat-containing thioredoxin TTL3
Exons: 7
Coding region: 359-2560 (733 amino acids)
Cellular component (GO): cytoplasm
Molecular function (GO): protein binding
Source: RefSeq, a predicted model, not a curated record